GGAAGAGAAAAGCUGUUCAGUGUUCAGGGAUGCAGAGCAUCAGACUAAGAGAAAUGGGCAUUGGUGCUCUGUGUUCAUUGUACGUAGGAAAUGGUGUCCUGAUGUGUAAAUAGGCGCAUGAUUUACUUGGCAAAUACACAUCAUUUAAUAAAGACACAUAUUGACGUGGUGGCGAAAUAUAAAAUGCAUUAUUCAGCCCAUGUGUGAUAUUUGGUACCUUAACUUCAUCUGCCCCAGGUAUGUUGCACAGCAACACGGCUGAUAACAGACUCGCCAUUCAGAUGGAGAAGAGGGGUGUAUAAUCAGUCUUCAUAGACUUGUGAUCGGUUGGGACACUGGUUCAAUAAAGGAACGGAAUAACGGACUUAUUUUCUUUGCUCUUUGUAUUGCUCUUCAAGCCUGUUUGUUCUGUCAUCAUGUCUCUAACACUGAUGAGGGCAGCAGCAGUAUUUAUUUGGGUCAUCUAUCGUGUUCUGGGGGAGCCGUCGUCAACAGCAUCAGCCGCAGAAGAACAGCCUCCUAGCAAAAUUGCUGUGAUUGGUGCUGGAAUUAGUGGCUCAGCUGCAGCUUAUUAUCUGAGACAGCAGUUUGGUCUGGAUGUGCAAAUUGAUAUUUAUGAAAAAAGUGCUGUUGGAGGGCGACUGGCUACCAUCACAGUCAACAAUCAGCAGUAUGAGUCUGGAGGUGCUACCAUACAUUCGCUACACCUGCAUAUGCAGGACUUUGUCAAAGAAUUAGGCCUGAAACACCGCAGAAAUAUUGCAGGGAAAACUGCAGUGUUCAAUGGAGAGCAGCUCAUCCUAGAGGAGACAGACUGGUACCUUCUGGAUCUUUUCCGACUGUGGUAUCGUUAUGGAAUCAGCUGCCUGAGGCUACAGAUGUGGCUCGAAGAAAUCAUGGAGAAGUUUAUGAGGAUCUAUAAGUACCAGGCUCAUGGAUAUGCCUUUACCACAGUAGAGGAGUUGCUCCAUUCUUUGGGUGGAGAUCGUUUCAUCAACAUGACUCGACGUUCAGUGGCUGAGUCUUUGCUGGAACUAGGUGUUUCUCAGCGUUUUGUAGAUGAAGUCAUUGCAGCUGUUAUGAGAACUAGUUGUGGACAAUCUGUUUCCAUGCCUGCUUUUGCAGGUGAGUGUUUCAAGAUUUAAACCAUAUACAUCACC
Molecule: messenger RNA, 1160 nt
Organism: Protopterus annectens (West African lungfish)
Lineage: Eukaryota; Metazoa; Chordata; Ceratodontiformes; Protopteridae
Product: prenylcysteine oxidase-like
Exons: 4
Coding region: 417-1145 (242 amino acids)
Biological process (GO): prenylated protein catabolic process; prenylcysteine catabolic process
Molecular function (GO): prenylcysteine oxidase activity
Source: RefSeq, a predicted model, not a curated record